AGCCUCCCAUCAGUUCUCGCUGCCAUCAUGGGCAAUUGGGUAGAGAACGAGGGACUCUCCAUAUGCGUCAUUCUAAUAUGGCUGGGUCUAAAUGUUUUCCUCUUUUGGUAUUACUACUUAGUAUAUGAUUGUAGGCCGCAGUUCUACUAUACAAGACAGCUUCUUGGGCCUUACUUGGCAUUGGCUCGGGCACCCGCAGCAUGCCUGAAUUUCAACUGCCUAUUAAUUCUGCUUCCAGUCUGUCGAAAUCUGCUUUCCUUUCUCAGAGGCUCAAGUGCAUGUUGCUCUGUGCGUGUCAGAAGACAGUUGGACAGGAACCUCACAUUUCACAAACUGGUGGCCUGGAUGAUUGCACUACAUACUGCAAUCCAUACAAUUGCACAUUUAUUUAAUGUUGAAAGAUUGGUGGAUGCACGCAAUGAAAAAAAUGGAUCCAUUCAGGCUGCACUGUCUAAACUGGGUGACCAGUCAGGUGAAUCUUACCUGAAUUUUGCCCGAAAAAUGCUUCAGAACCCUGUAGGUGGCCUCUAUGUGGCAUUCACAACCUUGGCUGGCCUUAGUGGUGUCAUCAUUACACUGUGUCUAAUACUGAUUAUCACAUCAUCCACCAAGACCAUUCGCAGAUCAUACUUUGAAGUAUUCUGGUUUACUCAUCAUCUCUUUGUUAUUUUUUUUGCUGGCCUUGUCAUCCAUGGAUUUGGACAAAUUGUACGUGGCCAGACAGAUAUGAGCUUAUCAGAGCAUAAAGCAGACAUGUGUAUGAAUUACACCAACUGGGGGAAAAUAUCUUCAUGUCCUAAACCACAGUUUUCUGGAAACCCUCCCAUGACAUGGAAAUGGGUCAUUGGCCCUAUGAUUCUGUAUGUCUGCGAGAGACUGGUGCGGUUUUGGCGCUCACAACAAAAGGUGGUUAUUACAAAGGUUGUCACACAUCCUUUCCAAACCUUUGAGCUCCAGAUGAAAAAGAAGGGCUUUAAGAUGGAAGUUGGGCAGUAUAUUUUUGUCAAAUGUCCUGCAGUGUCCAUACUGGAAUGGCAUCCUUUCACACUGACUUCUGCCCCUGAAGAAGAUUAUUUCAGCAUUCACAUACGUGUUGUGGGAGACUGGACGGAAGGCUUAUUUAAAGUUUGUGGAUGUGACAAACAAGAACUCCAAGAAGCUUGGAAAUUGCCUAAGAUAGCUGUAGAUGGUCCCUUUGGUACUGCUAGUGAAGAUGUGUUCAGUUAUGAAACUGUGAUGCUUGUUGGAGCUGGCAUUGGGGUUACCCCUUUUGCAUCCAUCCUCAAAUCUGUGUGGUACAAGUACUGCAAUAAUGCCAUGGACCUAAAACUCAAAAAGAUCUAUUUUUACUGGCUCUGCCGAGACACCCAUGCCUUUGAAUGGUUUGCUGAUCUCUUGCAAUCAGUGGAGGCUCAAAUGCAAGAAAAGGAUCAAACAGACUUUCUCAGCUACAACAUCUAUCUUACUGGCUGGGAUGAAUCUCAGGCAACUCAUUUUACAAUGCAUCAUGAGGAAGAGAAAGAUGUGAUUACAGGCUUGAAACAGAAAACCCAGUAUGGAAGACCAAAUUGGGAAAAUGAGUUCAAAACAAUUUCAGGCCAACAUCCAAGUUCCAGGGUUGGUGUUUUCCUGUGUGGACCUGAAGCCUUGGCCGAAACUCUAAAUAAGAUGUGCAUUAACAAUUCAGAUGCUGACCCAAGAGGCAUACACUUUAUAUUCAACAAAGAAAAUUUUUGAAGAUGUACUUACCAAUCUUAAUUUAGCCAUGAUGUAUUAUACUUCGUUGGAAUUUUGCUAAAAGUUUCAGGUGUGUUUGAUACUGUAAAAUUUAGAAGAAAAAUACACGGUCUUAAACUGAUCCUUUUCUAAUCCCAUGGCAAGUCUUCUUAAAAGGCUUAGGAUAUGUUAGCAUUGUCAAACACAGACUGAGUUUAUAUUCUGUAUUAAACCAUCAGGGGAUUUUUAUUGUUUUAGGUUAGUGUGCAAUCCAAAUAUAUUGUGGUUUGCAAACUAAGGUUUAUGGCAUGCAGACCAUGGGCCCUUUUGAAUCUCCCAGCAGACCAAAAUCUCAUCCAGAUUUAGUUCCUUACUCAACCACAAAACUCAUUGGGUGAUUUUGAACCAAUCAUUGUCUGUCAGCUCCACCGAUUUCACAGGUUGCUACUGUUAUUCAAACAAAGGACAGAGAGUCUAUACAAGCAGCCCAAAUACUCUAAGGUGCUCAACUGCAACGCUUCACUCAUUAUAAAUCUCUUGAGGUUAUAUAAACAACAUUUUUGCAGUCUCUGCUUCAAGCACCUAGAUGGGUAUCUGAUAUGACUCUUAGAAUAGAAAUAGGGCAACAGAAAGUGAGCGAGGACAUGAUUAUUAAUACUCACCUUUGGUUUAAAUGCCAUUUCUUCCUGCCAGGACUCAUUCCAUUAAUCCUGGUAGACCAAUGUCAAUCUUCAUGGUAACAAACAAUGGUGGAGAAACUGAUUCACUAUGGCUUACCAUGCAAACCACUGUUCUUGGAAUGUUCUCAAGCUAGGAGAAUUAUUAGAGAAAGGGUUUUAAAUACCGAAGAUCAGAAUGAGGUUAGCCAUAUUCCAGUCACAUUAGAGCUUGUAUAACAUAUCCUAGAUGGGAGUCAAGCAGAUAUCUAGCUGUACUCGUUUCUGCUGCCCAAAAAAGCCAUUUUAGGGCUAAGUUUGAUAUCUUACCCUCCACACUUCUUAAUGGGAGAUUUACCAGUGCCCCCAUGUUUAAAAGAACUUGUCCUUGCAACAUAUGUUUUGUUGAGACCAUCUAACAUGUACUACUACACACCUCUGAUUACCAGGCCAGUUGACAAAUGCUCAUUGUUCCUUUACUGACAAAAUUAACUGGACGAAAUGAAAAUGUUCUUAUUGCCUUGUUGUUAGAUAUUGUGUAAUGUUGCUAAUGUUGCCAAAUUUUGCAUAGCAGCAGUAAGAUUUGCAGACAGAUAACUAAUGGGACUGGAUAUGGGGAAACAAAUUGAAGGAUUUGGGGACUUUUACCAUUAUUAUUGAUUGUAUAUUGUAUAAUUUGCCAUGAUUACUGAUUGAGCAAAUUUGUUUCCUGCUUGGUACUAAUUUUAUGAAAUCGUAGUAGUUUGUCAUAAAAUCCACUGUGACAUCAUUGGGUUAUUGAAUUGUAUUUUAAUAUGCUAAUAGGUCACCAGUUUAGCAUUCUAGCAUCUAAGUAAAUAUAUUUCUUAUCAGCAUUUUAUUAUUGAUACUAUUAAUACAGUGCUCAUUAACCUCUUAAAUGUUAUUUUCCUUAGUAUCCCAUUGACUGAACUCAGAUUCUGCUUUAGCCUACUUUAUUUGGAUUUUAUGUACUAAUUUACCAGUUUCCUCUUUCUGUUCUUUUAAAUCCUUUUUUUGAAUUUUAUAAUUUUUGAUGUAAAGCUGAACAAAAUACUAGUCAGUGAACUUUUAACAUACUUGUCUAGACAGAGAAUUAAGGAAAGAAAAGGAUGAUAUAAAAAGAUACAGAGUUCUACAAAGUAUUUAAAAUAAGUACUAUAUAAAACAUAUAAUGCAAAUAAAGCUCUUCUUUUCAAAGUGUUAAAACUUUGCUAUUACUUUUCAGUGUAUUUUCUUAAAAUAAAUGCUAGGGUUUUUUUCCAAAAUAGUUUAACUGAAAAGUAACAGCAAAGUUUUAAUACUUUGAAAAGAAGAGCUUUAUUUGUGGUAGUGAUGGCAGAUGAAGUUUUCCUGUUUAAACUUUCUUCUUAAAUUGAGAGUUCUGCUUCAGUAAAGUUCAUUAUUUUCAAUUUACUAAAAUAAUCACACCCAACUAACUUCCUUCUGCUUCCCAGAUUUCUGAUUCAUUAUGUUUACAGUUAAAUAAAAUGUAAUUUUCUUUUAACUGUAUACAUAAGGGUAAUUUUGCAAGAAUGAAAGAUAAUUAUAUAGCAUAAAGCUUAUUGUAGAAAUUUUUAACACACCCAAAAGUUGGUUUUCCCCCAACUUUUAUAAGCACGUUGCUCUUUACCUAGGGUUACCAGAUGUCCAGCAAACAGAGGGCAUGUUCUCUUUUUUGUCUCCAUGUCCUCUAUCUGACAGGCAUAGCCUUAAAAUCAAAUAUUGUGUGGCUUUUUAAGUGGCUUUUUUU
Molecule: messenger RNA, 4122 nt
Organism: Python bivittatus (Burmese python)
Lineage: Eukaryota; Metazoa; Chordata; Lepidosauria; Squamata; Pythonidae
Gene: CYBB
Product: cytochrome b-245 beta chain
Biological process (GO): superoxide anion generation; defense response
Cellular component (GO): NADPH oxidase complex; plasma membrane
Molecular function (GO): superoxide-generating NAD(P)H oxidase activity
Source: RefSeq, a predicted model, not a curated record